AUGAGCCCACCAGAGAAGCGCCGCGGAAACAACUCCCAUCCCAUUCGCUCUCCAGCUUCGUCACGAAACAGUAUAAUAUCUCUUCCUCCUCGCGCGCAGCUCACCGGUGGUGCUUCUUCGUCGCCAUCACCUGGCCCCGAAAAUGACAAUACCCACGAGACCACGAAUCAAGUAAAUAAAGACAAUGGUGGUGCGCCUUUAGCAACCAAAGAGAAAGAGAGUACUUUACUCAAGGAGAAAAACGAGAAAAUUACAAAAUUGAAGGAGGAACUGGAUAUUAUUGAAGUAGAAUUCUCCCAGGAAUUGGAUAGGCUCGCCCAAAAGGAAAGCGAGACUGCUAGUUACUGGCAGGCAAAGUAUUCGAGCCUUAGCCAAGAACUCACACAGGUCUAUGCAGAGCUUCGAGUACUAGGCGCUGAGAUGGACGCGAAAGAGGCCGAGAAUACCAAGUUGCGUGAGAGGUCGGAGGUACUACAAAACGAGCUAAACGAGCGUAACGACGAAAUUCAUUCUUUAAAACGCCAUAUCGCUGGGCUAAAACAAUGGGUCAGCACUAGCACCACGAGAGGCGACCAGACUAGCGAUGAAGAGUUCGGGGAUUCCAUGAUAAAGCUGGGGAAUGGCUUGCAAAAUUGGGUUAUCGUACAUUUUAGACGAGCGAAGCUUGACCUCACCCAUGUAGACGAGGCAAUUCUCCACGACCUUGCCGAACUGGUUCCCAUGUAUGGACAGCUUGCUGCAUCGGCAAAGCUGCAUCUACUGCAGAGUUUAGUUUCCAGCAUCUUAGUGGAGACCAUCUUUAACGCCUAUUUUGUUGGCCUUACCAAAGUUCGCGCCGACCAACUAGCACAGGUAGAAGAAUAUCUUGCUUCUCUCAGUUCAGUUGAAGCGGUAAGCCAAUGGCGUGCCAUGACGCUUACAAUGCUUCGAAAGGAGGCCACGCAGAAGAUGCAGGAAGAAACGUCAAUGUCAACUGAAUCCGUCAUCUCCAGGGUUAAUCAUAUCCUGGAUGCGAUCACCGAUGUCAGCGCGACAGAUGCGCGGGAUCAUGCACUUCGCACAUUGGUGCAUAGCUCGGUUGAACUCGCACGUUUAUUGGUCGUGCAAAAAGCCACAUUCAAAGUUCACAUGCCUAAGAUAGAUGCGCACCAAAAGACGUUGUUUGAGCUAUCUACGAUGGAAGACAUCGGGGCCGAAGACGAGGAAAGUUUAGCAGGGCGCGAGAUAUGCUGCGUGACUUUCCCCGGUAUCAUCAAGACGGGAGACGAGCACGGCGGCCACCCGCAGUUCAUGAAUGUCGUGGCAAAGGCCCGGGUUCUUUGCAACCCCGAAUGA
This is a messenger RNA of Hypoxylon fragiforme, 1335 nucleotides long. RefSeq lists its product as uncharacterized. The transcript has 3 exons. The record is from RefSeq and is a predicted model, not a curated record. Bases 1 to 1335 code for a protein of 444 amino acids. Lineage: Eukaryota; Fungi; Ascomycota; Sordariomycetes; Xylariales; Hypoxylaceae.